Messenger RNA from Rhizoctonia solani, 3897 nucleotides. Its product is annotated as Helicase associated domain (HA2). The record is from RefSeq and is a predicted model, not a curated record. Gene Ontology annotation, cellular component: intracellular anatomical structure. The transcript is spliced from 24 exons. Bases 1 to 3897 code for a protein of 1298 amino acids. Gene Ontology annotation, molecular function: RNA binding. Lineage: Eukaryota; Fungi; Basidiomycota; Agaricomycetes; Cantharellales; Ceratobasidiaceae.
AUGGCUAAGAAGAAAAAGCUGAGUCUCAAGCCCGUUGCCCGACAGGUUGCAACGACUUCCAUAGCAAAGAAGGUUACAGAGAAACCUCCAGAAGAAGAAGAACAAGAGGCAGAGAUCGAGUCUCAAAAACAAGACUCAAAGAUACCGGAAGAAACUCAGAAAGUCGAUGAAGAAUAUGACAUAGACCGAGCAGAGAUCGAGUCUUUACAGUUACUGGUUGACCAACAGCAGGCCAAAGCGGAGAGGGAGGCACUAAGAGUUAUCAAGGCAUUGGAACAAGAUAGCCGAGCGUCCAAGACUUUACCGCGACUCGAUAUCGAUCCCUCCAUCAGGGAUCGAAUCCUUGAAUUAAUCAGAGCAGUGGAACCUAGCUCCAGAUUGAUCCAAGAACCAGAAGUUAAAGUCUUGCCUCGACUCGCGGUUGUCUAUGGAACACUUCGAGGGCUUGGUCUCACGGAGAAGAUUAUCGAAGAAUGCUUAAAGGUAAUCCCAGACAUUGACAUAGACUCGGCGAUUGAGUGGCUGGUUUUAAAUUGCGAUGAGAACGAAUUGGAUUUUGACAAUCGAUUAAAUAACGGAGGAUCAGAAAUAUUGCCCCCUUAUGGCGCCACCGAAAUUCCUCAACCAGCUCCCCAACCGGCUCCCAGCGCACCUGCGACUAGACCUGCCAACAUCCUACUCGAUUGGCUACUCCUGCUGCUGACGUCUCUCUUUCGGACUCGGACUCGGAUGGAUCCCUUGAAUCCAGAAAUUGGAAGCGAGAUUAGAACUUUGGAGAGUGACUACGAAUUCCGAAAGAAACAUGCGGAGUACUCUUUCCAACAGCUGAGGAAAGUAGCAGAGGAUGACGAACUAAAGCGUUCGUUGAAGGCACCGAAAGCGGCUCUUCCUGCCAAAGGCACAGAUAUAGAAGAAGCUCCUAAGGAAUCCAGCCUUUUAGAGAAACCCGCAGAUUCUACUCCGGUCGGGACAAACUUAAUCGACCAACAUUCUGACUCUGAUGAAGGCGGCUUCUUUGGACACAUGUUGGAUGAAAUGCCGACAGAAGUAACUACAGCAGCGGGUGAUAUUAAUAUGAAACUAGACAGCUAUGCACUCGUAUCAUAUCGCCCUAUUGGAGGCGUGACGCGAGUCGCUCGGGCAGCCGUUCAGGUUCGCUGGCGCUCCAAACCUGGACAAGAGUGGAUCAUACCCGAUGCCUGUCCGACUCUGACACAAGCCGAAGAGUACGCCGCACUCUUGGCUCUACAUUCGCUCUCUUCGCCUGUUAGAGCUGGGUUUAUUGGACUCCGUUCAACGAUAGUUCCAGUACAGCCAAGUAGCAUUAGGUCCCUACCACCGAGUGCACAGAGUUUAUGGAGGGAAUUUGAGACCCGUCGGAAGUACGAGGAAGACGAGACAAACAGGAAAGUUUGGGCUACCCUUCGGACUAUCCUUGAACCCAAGCUUGCACCACCUGGUACAUACAAGAUGAAUCAAACGGUAAAGUCGGCCACAUCCACUGCUCAAGAUUUUUCUUCAGCUACGAAGUCCAAAGCACCACUUAGAGAAGUGCCGAGCCUGCGGAAUGACUUUGAAGCACGCCGAGCGUCACCUGCAUACCAGGAAAUGCUGCAAAAGAGAAACGACCUUCCUAUUGCCUCUUUCGUUCUCAAAUUAUACAAUCUCUUCGAGACAACCAAUGAACCACGUCGGAUUUCGGCCAUAUCUCUAGCUCAGCGUGUCAGUCGAGAACUGGGGGAGCCCCCAAACGCCGUCGGCACCAUGUCAAGUUUGAUCGGAUACUCAGUCAGGUUGGAAAGUAAUAUAACGCGAAAUACGAGAUUGGCUUUCAUUACAAACGGAAUCGCAUUAAGGAUGCUGGAGAGCGAUGGGAAAGGUGGGACUGCCUUUGACGAAAUUACGCACAUUAUUAUCGAUGAGGUCCACGAGCGGUCCAUUGAGUCGGAUUUCUUACUGAUUGUCCUCAAGUCGAUGAUCAAACACCGACCCGACCUAAAAAUCGUGCUCAUGUCAGCUACUGUUGACGCCGAAAAGGUCUCGGCAUACUUUGGUGGGCCAAAUAUUUGCCCUGUGCUGAUGGUCCCUGGUCGUACUUUCCCGGUCAAAGUUCAAUACCUUGAAGAUGCGAUUGAAUUCACGAAUUGGAGAAUUGAUGAUGACUCACCGUACGCACUUAGAAACAAAGCUUUUGCUCAUACCAAGUCAAAGAAACUCGAAUGGUCCGAGGAAACGGCUAUAGCUGAGGACGAGGACGAAGAAAACUUAGCCUCCGCGACCCCACGACGGAUUCCAUACGACCUCAUUCUGCGACUUCUCGAAAAAAUAUGUCUUGAAGAUUCCAAACACUCCAAUUACUCGGCAGCCGUUCUUGUAUUCUUACCCGGUCUGAACGAGAUUCGUCAGUUGACCGAUAUACUUGGCGCUCAUAGGGAUUUUGGGACACAAGCGUUUAGAAUAUAUCCCCUUCAUUCGUCUUUGCCAUCAGAGAGCCAAACAGCGGUGUUUGAGAUUCCUCCGCCAGGCAUCAGGAAAAUAGUUAUUUCUACUAACAUUGCAGAGACCGGUGUUACUAUUCCUGUGGAAGCAACGCUGCGCAAAGACGUGGACGUGCUGGGCGUGUACAAGAAGGACUUUGCUUCCAUUUAUUUACCAAGAGUCGCCACGAUAACCUGGUAUAUGUAUUAUGGUGGACAACCCACUCCCGAAAUACUGCGUCUGAGUCUAGCGGACCUCGCACUUCGCAUCAAAAUCAUGAAUAUCCAAAUUGGUAGCUCAGUCGAGGAUGUGCUGACCCGGGCUCUGGACCCUCCGUCCUCAACCAACAUACAGCGUGCAGUUAACGCGUUGAUCGAGGUUAAAGCACUAACCACAACCGAGCAAAUUACCAACCUCGGCCGUCUAUUGAGUAAAUUACCUAUGGACGUCCAUCUGGGGAAGUUCCUGCUUCAAUCUGUCUUAUUGGGGUGCUUGGAUUCAGCUUUGACUAUAUGUGCGACGCUCAAUGCCAAAUCCCCAUUCUUGAAGCCAUUUGGGUUCGAGGCACAGGCUGAUGCUGCAAAGUUAUCGUUUGCUAAAGAAAACUCGGAUUUCUUUGCCCUUGUUAAUGCCUUCAAUAGCUGGAAACGUGCGCUUUCCAAUGGACAGCAUGUCGCAAGGAAGUUUUGCAGGGAAAGCUAUCUAAGUUACCAGAACUUACAACAGAUUGAAGAUCUGCGUCAACAAUUUAUGGGAUAUUUGAUCGAUAGCUCCUUCGUGAGCGUGCACGCAGAGUUCAGUCAAGAGUUCAAACGUCUACGAUUCCAGCGUCAACGAACUAAGAUCAUGCAGCUACCUGAAUCCAUCAGCUCCCCUGACGUCAAUGUUGGGCUAAUCGAGGCUGCUUUGACCGCUGGGAUGUUCCCCAAAAUUAUUAGCAUAGACUCUUCAACUGGGCAUAUGCAAACAAUCGGUAAUAACCGACCCGUAGCCUUUCAUCCAUCUUCCGUCAAUUUCAAGAGGGCUCUACGAGAAUUCAAAUCUUCGUACCUCUGCUAUUUCUCACUUAUGCAAGUCGCUCCGGUUACUUGGCGACCUCUGGCUGACGCGCUUACCAAUGUUUCAUACAGGCAAGCUAAGAAAUUGUAUGCUUCAGAAACUGGACCUGCCAGUGAUCUGUCCCUGAUUCUCCUUUGCGGAGAUUGCGAGUUCAAGCCAUCAUCAGAACUUGUGGUAGUUGAUCGGAAACUCAAAUAUCGAGUUCCUGGGAAAACACUUUUGGCUCUGAAAGCUCUGAAAGGAAGGCUGGCGUCCAACAUGGCCGUACGGCUACGCCCAAAGCAAACCGAGACGGCCUCUGAAGCUGAUCUUUGGUCAACACUUGCACUCGAACUUUUUCGCAGUCCAAUAGCAGACUAA